GAGGCUGCCCCCAGCCAGGGACUUGCCCAGUCGGGGCUCGGGAGUCCCAGGGCAGCCACGGCUUUGGGCAGAACCAUUCUCUGGAGAUGGAGAGGGGAGAAGAAAUCUUUCGUUUCCAGCCCAACUCGGAACCAUCCGGAACCUGCACUCGGCCUUCUUGCCCUCCUUUCCUUACAGUGCUCUGUUCCGUCACCACUAGCUCCCCUCCCUCGCGGCUCUGAGUCCCGCAUGCCACUAGUUGCUUCUCGGUGGCCCCCCACCCCUACGUGUGGUCGGACCUGGCGGGGAGCACCUGGGCAGGUUAUAAAGGUCCCGCUGCGGCAGUGGAUGGAGGAGUCAAGAUGCGCCAGAGGCGGUCGGGGUGCGGCUGCGCUGGGAGGCUGCGGGGGGCCGGGACUCGGACGCGGGGACCCAGCAGCAGCCACCUCUGCACCCUCACCAGCCAGUCCCACUCCGGAGUCCUCUGCGCGGCCGCAGGCACGGGGCAGCCUCUCAGAAGCCCACACUGGAGCUCGUCCGACUUCCGAGGCUGGAGCCAAGGCAGGAGCCUGGUGCGCGUCCGCACUCUCGGCCGUCCAGGGAAAUGCCGGGUCUGUGCCCGACAGUUCGGACGCGCCGCGGAUCCGCUUAGUAUUCCAAGGGCUGUUUGGUCCCCGGGCCACUGGUCUGGGGGCUGGAAAGGCAGCGGGCAUCUGGUCACCACCCGCCUACAUUGGCCGGCAACCCGGGGUGUCCAGCCCUGAACGCACCGCCUUUAUUCGGGAGCUGGAGGAAGCUCUGUUUCCUAACCUACCUCCGCCAAUCAAAAUGAUCACCCAGGAAGAUAUCAAAGUGAUGUUGUAUUUGCUGGAGGAGCUCUUAGAGCCAAUCUGGUCUGAUCUGCUUUUUCUGAUCCUUCUGCAGAGAGAGAGAGAACUGAAUACUGCAGCCCGCAUCAGCCAGUCCCUGGUGAAACAGAACAGUGUUUUGAUGGAGUAGAACAGCAAGCUGGAAGCCCUGUUGGGCUCAGCCAGGGUGGAGAUUUUACACCUCAGACACCAGGUGAACUUGCGGGAUGACCUCCUUCAGCUCUACUCAGAUUCUGAUGAUGAGGAUGAGGAUGAAGAAGAGGAGGCAGAAGAUGAGGAACAGGAAGAAGAGGAAGCAGAGGAAGACCAGCAGCAUGCUCAUCCCUGUGAAGCCCCCAAGCCGACUUCAAAGGAGGCAUUGCUGCACAAGCACCACUGCCCGCAGCUGGAAGCCCUGCAGGAGAAGCUGAGGCUGCUGGAGGAGAAUAAUCAGCUGAGAGAAGAGGCCUCUCUGCUCAAUACCCUUGAGGAUGAGGAACAGAUGCUCAUUCUGGAAUGUGUGGAGCAGUUUUCGGAGGCCAGCCAGCAGAUGGCUGAGCUGUCGGAGGUGCUGGUGCUGAGGCUGGAAAACUAUGAAUGGCAGCAGAAGGAGGUGGCUCGGCUGCAGGCCCAGUUGGUGAAGCUGCAGCAGUGGUGCUGGAUGCUGCAAGACCUGCAGGAGAAGUACACAGACCGUGGGGGCAUGCUGAUUGACACACAGGAGGAGAAGACUCAGCACUCCCCGGUGUCCACUGGGUCUGCCACCCACUGCCCAUACAGCGUGCCUGUGGAGACUCUUCCUGGUUUCUAGCAGACCCUGGCUGAGGAGCUCAGAGCAUCUCUAAGGAGGAUGAUCUCAGAUCCCAUGUGUUUUAUGGAAAGGUGCGUGGCUGGGGCCCUCCCCGGCCCUUAG
Messenger RNA from Sapajus apella (tufted capuchin), 1740 nucleotides. It is a transcript of the gene HAP1, whose product is annotated as huntingtin associated protein 1. Gene Ontology annotation, molecular function: signaling receptor binding. Gene Ontology annotation, cellular component: dendrite. Gene Ontology annotation, biological process: neurotrophin TRK receptor signaling pathway; neurogenesis; anterograde axonal transport of mitochondrion. NCBI's taxonomy places the organism in Eukaryota, Metazoa, Chordata, Mammalia, Primates, Cebidae. The record is from RefSeq and is a predicted model, not a curated record.